Molecule: messenger RNA, 882 nt
Organism: Zasmidium cellare ATCC 36951
Lineage: Eukaryota; Fungi; Ascomycota; Dothideomycetes; Mycosphaerellales; Mycosphaerellaceae
Exons: 5
Coding region: 1-882 (293 amino acids)
Source: RefSeq, a predicted model, not a curated record
AUGCUGGCACAUGUCGAGAUUCUCAGGCCAAGGAUGGCCGAAGUAUCGGGAGGGGCCACGGCUGUGCUUGCCGCCGGAAGGGUGGAUGUCUUUGUUGUUAACACUGUCAAUCGCCUUGACCCGGCCGUGUUGGCGAGUAAGGAGGUUUCGACGUCCAGCAUUUCUCCUGGAGUGUCAGAUACGACGCCAAGCUCUCCAGCAGCACGCCAACGAAGCCAGCAGUCGACUCCAGGCGUCGGGCCACAAAGCCAUUCCACAGCACCUGUCCUGAGUGGUGGCUUCACUGGCAAUGCGACCGUCCCAUGCUCAUCUCGGUCGCCAGCAGAACAAAACGCGUCGCCAUACUCCAUGCAGAGACCACCACUGAUGCCGGCCUACUCCAACACCCAGCCUUCGACUCUUUCACCUCAGUCACCUACACCAGGCUAUCGACCGAUGACGGGCCCAAACGGUUCGCGACCGAAAGACAACCUUUGUCGACCAAUAUACAUGCGCAUCGGGAAAAGACAAGAAAAGACCUCGCGUGAUCGAAGGCCUUGGAAGGAGUACCCAGUGGACGACAAGGACAACGCGAAGCCCAGUAAUGAGACUCACAGUCCAGGAUGUAUUCGCAGCAACGUCGCGAACACGGUUCCAACUUCCAGCAGCCGCGAUGCUACUCCUUCGAUCAAUAGUUCUCUCGCAGUUUACACGAUGAUCGCCUUGGAGUACGAACGAAAAGCUUUUUACGUCGCUCGAAUGACCGAUCGACCACAUGCCCGCACGUCGACUCCUUAUAAUCCGGUCGUGGAAGCAUGCCAUGUAUCCGAGGCGCUGGACCAUGGAGAGGGAAUAGCGAGAUUCGAAUGCCAAACUGUCGGUGCCACCGAGAAACAAGCAUAG